Messenger RNA from Penicillium robsamsonii, 1161 nucleotides. Its product is annotated as putative di-, tri-valent inorganic cation transporter. Gene Ontology annotation, biological process: zinc ion transmembrane transport; intracellular zinc ion homeostasis. Gene Ontology annotation, cellular component: membrane. The coding region runs from base 1 to 1161 and encodes 386 amino acids. The record is from RefSeq and is a predicted model, not a curated record. Lineage: Eukaryota; Fungi; Ascomycota; Eurotiomycetes; Eurotiales; Aspergillaceae. Gene Ontology annotation, molecular function: zinc ion transmembrane transporter activity. The transcript is spliced from 9 exons.
AUGGUCCUUCAUCUAUCACGCUCGACACGGCUGAGCGUUGUGAUUGGCAUAUCGACAUGCUUCUUUCUGGCUGAGAUUUCGCUGGGCUUUUAUACCCACUCUAUUGCUCUAAUUGCGGAUGCUUUCCACUAUCUGAAUGAUUUAGUUGGGUUUGUCAUUGCUCUUGUUGCCUUGAAGAAAUCCGAGCGCAGUGACUCGCCUAAAGAGCUUACUUUUGGUUGGCAGCGGGCUCAGCUGCUCGGUGCCUUUUUCAAUGGUGUUCUUCUGUUUGGGUUGGGUAUUAGUAUAUUUUUACAGUCCAUCGAGCGAUUUAUUGCUCUACAACAUGUUCACAAUCCCAAGUUGAUGUUCAUCAUUGGAUGUGUCGGAUUGGGCUUAAAUAUCAUCAGCGCAAUCUUUCUUCACGAACAUGGACAUGGACAUGGACACAGUCAUGACCAUAGCGUCUCACCCACAAUUGAAACACCGGUUCUUCACCUCGGCGAGGAAUAUCAUGAUUCCAGCACCAAGCAUCACGAUCACAAACAUCUUCAUUUCGAAAAACAUCACUGCGCAGACUCAGGUGGCCACAGUCAUGGUCAUGGUGGGCAUGAUCACAGUGAUCUUGGAAUGAUGGGAGUGAUGAUCCACGUUAUCGGCGAUGCAAUUAAUAACCUGGGCGUCAUGGCCGCCGGUCUGGUUAUCUGGCUCGCAGCACCCCAUGCCGGCCGAUACUACGCCGAUCCUGGCGUGAGCAUGUUCAUUGCCAUCCUCAUUAUUCUGUCGUCUUUCCCUCUGAGUAAGAGUAUUUCCGAUUUCCGACAGAAGAAAGCCAAAAUGCGCCGAGCCGGGAUGAUCCUACUAGAGAGCGUGCCUACGGGGGUUGACAUUCGCGAUGUCAAACAUGACCUAGAAAAGAUCAAGGGUGUCAACUCGAUUCACGAACUCCACAUCUGGCGUCUCAACCAACAAAAAACCCUCGCCUCAGUGCAUGUUGUUGUAUCCGAUAACUCGGUCAAGGAGUUUAUGAAGACUGCCCGGGUGAUUAAUGAGUGUUUCCACGCCUAUGGAAUCCACUCGAUUACAAUGCAACCCGAGUUGUCGGAUGUCGAUGUUUCCCAUGAAUCUCGGUGCCAGGUUAUCUGCGGGACGGUGUGCGAGCAAUUGACAUGUUGUGGAUGA